Messenger RNA from Quercus lobata, 684 nucleotides. RefSeq lists its product as uncharacterized. The transcript has a single exon. Lineage: Eukaryota; Viridiplantae; Streptophyta; Magnoliopsida; Fagales; Fagaceae. The coding region runs from base 1 to 684 and encodes 227 amino acids. The record is from RefSeq and is a predicted model, not a curated record. Gene Ontology annotation, molecular function: nucleic acid binding; RNA-DNA hybrid ribonuclease activity.
AUGCGGCUUGGACAGCUGGAGCAGUUCAUCACGAUCUGUUGGGGUAUAUGGAAGAACCGGAAUGAUCUUCGGAUGGGUGGUAAGGGACGAGCAGGCAGAACAGUGUGGCGGACUGCCAUGCACUUGGUAGAAGAGUUCCGAGCUGCAAAUGAUGGCAAAACAGAGCAUCAGGCCAAACCGGAGCUUCCGAUCUCUUGGCAACCACCAAGCCAAGGAUACUAUAAAGUAAACUUGGACGGUGCGGUCUUCUCGAAGAGGAACCAGGCGGGGGCCGGAGUGAUAAUAAGGGACGGCGCCGGUGAGGUGAUCGCUGCUUUAAGCAAGAAAUGGAAGUGUCCGUUGGGAGCAAUAGAAGCGGAAGCUAAAGCUUUGGAAGCUGGAGUUGAGUUCGCCAAAGAUGUUGGUAUUAGAGAGGCAGAAUUUGAGAGUGACUCUCUGUUGGUAUGCAAUGCUCUACAAGGACUGGGUUCACCGCCUUCCUCAGUGGUGAAUGUGCUUGCCGGGGUGAUGAACCAGAUGUCGUAUUUUAGACAAUGGAAAGUUUCACACACUAAACGACAGGGAAAUGUCCCUGCUCACUUACUAGCUCAACACGCCAAAUACGUUGAGGAUUAUAUUGCAUGGCUAGAGGAAUGUCCUAGCCUGAUUGAACAUGCUUGUGCGCAUGACAGGAAUGUAACUUGA